AAGAAUUUGGAGAUAAAAAAAAAUUCAGUGACCUUCCUCUUCCUGCGUCUCUACCCCUCUCUCACUCACUAUAUAUAUGAUACCACUCUUCUCAUUGACCAUAAAUACACUCAUAAAAUACAACUCUACAACUCAAAAUGGCCACAAUGAAAAAUAUUGUUUUUUCUCUUUUCAUACAUGUCCUCCUAGCCCUCUCGGUUUCAGGACGACCGGCCUCUUUUGUGCAGGACUUCAGAGUUACCUGGGCUGAUUGGCAUGUCAGACAAAUCGAUGCAGGGAGGGCCAUCCAACUAGCUCUAGACCGAAACUCAGGUUGUGGGUUUGUCUCCAAGAGCCAAUACUUGUUCGGACGUGUUAGCAUGAAGAUCAAGCUCAUUGCUGGUGACUCUGCAGGGACUGUCACUGCCUUCUACAUGAAUUCGAACACGGAUAAUGUAAGGGAUGAGUUGGAUUUUGAAUUCUUGGGGAAUAGGACAGGACAGCCGUACACAGUCCAAACAAAUGUGUAUGCACAUGGAAAGGGAGAUAGGGAGCAAAGGGUCAACCUUUGGUUCGAUCCGGCCGCUGAUUUCCACACUUACUCAAUCUUCUGGAACCAUUAUCAUGUUGUGUUUUCGGUGGAUGACAUACCCAUCAGGGUGUACAAGAACAAUGAAGCUAGAGGAAUCCCAUUCCCAAAGUUCCAACCCAUGGGAAUCUACUCUUCACUCUGGGAAGCUGAUAAUUGGGCAACAAGAGGCGGGCUUGAGAAGAUCGAUUGGAGCAAAGCCCCUUUCUAUGCCUACUACAAGGACUUCGACAUCGUGGGCUGCCCAGUCCCAGGACCCUCUACUUGUGCUUCUAACCCAUCCAACUGGUGGGAGGGUGCUGCUUACAAACAACUUAACCCCAUCCAAGCUCGAAGUUACAGGUGGGUCCGCAUAAACCACAUGAUCUACGACUACUGCACCGACAAAUCCCGGUACCCGGUUACCCCACCUGAAUGUAUAGAGGGGAUCUAAAAUCUCCGUUGUCACAUAUAUUCGAAUACCAUUCGAAUAACUGAAAUGUUAUGUAUUCAAAAAAAAAAUAUUUGAAAAAAUAUUCAAAAUUUAUAUGUAUGCCAUAGAUUUGAACUAACUUGAACAAAUCUCGUCGGCAUAUUUUAGUUUUUGAAUAUUUAUCUCUUUUUUUUUGGUUUUUGGGCUCUUAGCAAUAUAUUGAUAUACAUGUAUGGUAUUUGUUCAUAUUUGCUUACAUGCCCCUAUACAGAACUGGUUUGUGUAUUGGAAGCCAUGCACAUGCAUGUAUAGAGGGAAUAAAAAAUUGUUUUCAUGUUCAUAAUAGAAAAUCUAAAGUGUGUGAGAAAAGGAGUGGACAAAAAGCCAAUGUUAACUUGUGGCUGUAUAUGUAGUAUCUGUAUUAUUUGUUGCACAUUUUAUGUGCCAAUAAUAUGCUUUUAAAUGAUUGUGAAAA
This is a messenger RNA of Camellia sinensis, 1455 nucleotides long. RefSeq names its product putative xyloglucan endotransglucosylase/hydrolase protein 7. Gene Ontology annotation, cellular component: apoplast; cell wall. The record is from RefSeq and is a predicted model, not a curated record. Gene Ontology annotation, molecular function: xyloglucan:xyloglucosyl transferase activity; hydrolase activity, hydrolyzing O-glycosyl compounds. Lineage: Eukaryota; Viridiplantae; Streptophyta; Magnoliopsida; Ericales; Theaceae. Gene Ontology annotation, biological process: cell wall biogenesis; xyloglucan metabolic process.